AUGGUUGAGUUAAGGGCAUCCGAAUUUCAAGGACUUGUCAUAGGCAGCAGGCCCACAAGAAUAACCAUUAAGUUUAAGACUGAUGACUACUUAAAGAUUGUUAGUUCAUCAUGUAUGGGAUUGCUUCUCUUCAGGAGUUCUCUUCGGGAGCUUUUUUAUGUUUGCAAUCCAAUUUUGGGUGAGUACACUAUCAUUCCACGAGUUAGAGAAAACACCUUUUCUUGUGUUAACGUUUUUCUUGGGUUCAGUUCCAAGACUAUGGAAUUCAAGUUGCUUCGAUUCUUUAAGCAGCAGGGGCAUGGUCAUAAUAUAUACAUGGCUGAGGUACAUACUCUUGGUACAGAUUCAUGGAGAAGCAUUGGCGAGGUUCCAAACAUUAUUCAUUAUUCGGCAUUGCAUGGAACAUUUUUGAAUGGAGCCCUUCAUUGGUUUGUUGUUAAUGAUGAUGAGACAUCUCUAUGUUGUUUUAACCUUGAUAAUGAGCAAUUCCAACCGUUCCCAAGACCAUCACAAUUUGCUAAAUGCAGCAAAAUCUCCCAUAAAAUGAGAAGGAUGAUGAGCAUGGGUGUUGUGAAGGACCAACUGUUUUUAUGUCAUCCUUUUAAUAAUUCAGUUCUUGAAAUAUGGGUGAUGGGAGACUAUGGUAUCUCGGAAUCUUGGACUAGACUGCACGUGAUCAACUUACCCAUUAACCUGACGUCUAAGGCAAUAGCCUUUUUGGACAAUGGAGAAAUCCUGAUGUCAAAAUUUUUUUAUUGUCAAGAAAUUCUUACAUUGCAUCAUUCUGAUCUCGUUUCCUACAAUCCAAAGGAAGGAAGUUUUAGAAAGAUCACCACUAAUAUGAAAGCAGAGUAUCAAAUUGUUGCUUACACUCCAAGCUUCAUCUCCCUCAAAGAUGCUGCGGUGAUAGUAAAAAGGUUUUAG
Molecule: messenger RNA, 924 nt
Organism: Quercus robur (English oak)
Lineage: Eukaryota; Viridiplantae; Streptophyta; Magnoliopsida; Fagales; Fagaceae
Product: F-box protein At3g07870-like
Exons: 1
Coding region: 1-924 (307 amino acids)
Source: RefSeq, a predicted model, not a curated record